Molecule: messenger RNA, 1187 nt
Organism: Heteronotia binoei (common prickly gecko)
Lineage: Eukaryota; Metazoa; Chordata; Lepidosauria; Squamata; Gekkonidae
Gene: DDA1
Product: DET1 and DDB1 associated 1
Exons: 5
Coding region: 1-336 (111 amino acids)
Biological process (GO): positive regulation of proteasomal ubiquitin-dependent protein catabolic process
Cellular component (GO): Cul4-RING E3 ubiquitin ligase complex
Source: RefSeq, a predicted model, not a curated record
AUGCCGGGCUUCCACCGCUUCUCGACAGAUGCGGACUUUCUGAAAGGCUUGCCAGUUUACAACAAAAGCAACUUCAGCCGAUUCCAUGCGGAUUCUGUAUGUAAAGCAUCAAACAGAAGACCGUCAGUGUAUCUUCCCACACGGGAAUAUCCAUCCGAACAAAUCAUCGUGACAGAAAAAACGAACAUACUUUUGCGUUACCUACAUCAGCAGUGGGACAAAAAGAACGCAGCGAAAAAAAGAGACCCGGAGCAAGUGGAAAUAGAGGGUGAAAACUCUGCCCCGCCUUGCAAAAUCGCCCGGACAGACAGCCAAGACAUGACUGAGGACACUUAAAAGCUCUCGCUCUUCUUCUGCACUGAUGCAGGCGCUUCCUGUGUGGGUUUUUUUUUUUUUUUUGGUCUUUCACUGUGUAAAGAGAAAAAAGAAAAAAGGCAAAUGAAACAAUUCCACCUGCCCCCUCCCCUCCCUAUAGAGCCCCGAACCACUUUGGAUUUCUGAAGAACCAGUGUAUUUAUUUUUGUUUGUGUGUAUCGGAGGGGAAGGGAAGGGAAGGGAAAGGUCUCUUCUUCCAGUUUUGUAGUAUUAUUUAUGUUCUCUUCCCCCCCUCCCCGCCCCCACGCUCGCGGGGCAAGUCAGGAUAAAAUGAUGUUUAAACUGUGAUCAUUGCCUUUAAAAAAAAGAAACAAAUUCCACUUUUUGCAGCUUGUUCCAAGUCCAACUGACACAGUGCAGGAGCGGGGCGGGGAGCCCAAUUCUGGCCAGUUCCCCCCACCCCCCUCACUGCUCUCUGGGGCUGGGUCAACAUUUCCCUCUGUGCAAUUAGUAACAUGCGUUGAAAAUUUAAUUUUCUGUCAGGGGGGCUGAAAGCUCCUCUCAUUCAUGUUAUCUGCCCUCCAGCUCGAAUCGACCUUGUCCUGCAGCUAAUUGUGAGGGCCCACCUCUAAGGGCGGUCCGGUCAUCCAUUAUUACUUUCGACUUUGUUAAUAAUCGUUGCAUUCACCUCCUUUGGUCUUCUCUUCCCCCACUCCUCACCGGGGACUCUGUUUGCACGCCGGCCAUAUAACUCGGAGGAAAAGCACACCUCUGCUCUCUCUCGCUCUCUCUCUCUCUCUCUCUAGCACCACUCUUUGAACGGACCAGUUCUGUGCAACUUCUCCAGUAGAAUAAAAAAUGGGUAUUUCUCA